Helianthus annuus (common sunflower) is the source of this 1818-nucleotide messenger RNA. RefSeq names its product protein FAR1-RELATED SEQUENCE 5-like. Gene Ontology annotation, biological process: regulation of DNA-templated transcription. The transcript has 6 exons. NCBI's taxonomy places the organism in Eukaryota, Viridiplantae, Streptophyta, Magnoliopsida, Asterales, Asteraceae. The record is from RefSeq and is a predicted model, not a curated record. Bases 1 to 1818 code for a protein of 605 amino acids.
AUGUCCAACUUGAACAUUGGUCCUGUUCGAGCAUUCAACAUCAUGAAGGAGUUGUGUGGUGGUUUUGAUAAUGUCGGGGCCACCAAAUGUGACUUCAAAAAUUUUAAGAAAGAACUAAAUGUGUUUAUUGGUGAGUUUGAUGCCGAGAUGCUUGUCAGGCGUCCAACUAGGAAAAAAGAGUUUUUACCUAAUUUUACGUGUGAAUACCAAACUACUGAGGAAGGUGUUUUGAAGUGUCUGUUCUGGGCUAAUGAAGACAUGAAAAGAAAUUUUUAUAUGUUCGGUGAUGUUGUGUCCUUUGAUGCAACGUACAAGCAAAACAAGUAUAACAUGAUGUUCGUCCCUUUCACUGGGAUUGAUAAUCACAAUCGGAAUGUCACACUUGGUGCUUCUAUUAUUGGUUCCGAAAUUGCUGAGACAUAUAGUUGGUUACUUAAUGUGUUUAAGGACGCAUUUGGAUAUGCACCACGAGUAAUUGUUACUGAUCAAGACCCUGCGAUGAAGAGGGCUAUUGAGGAUGUGUGGCCUGAUUCAAGGCAUCGGUUAUGCAUGUGGCACAUUAUGGAUAAACUUACCACAAAGGUUGGACCAACUAUAUGUGCAAACACCGAUUUCAGGAAAAGAUUGUCUGCAAUUGUCUGGACGGAUUCUUUAUUGCCUGAAGCGUUUGAGACCGAAUGGGCGGCUGUAUUAAAUGAGUUUAACUUAUCCGACCAUGAAUGGCUCACAUACAUAUAUGGGCUUCAUCAGUCAUGGAUCCCAGCUUAUUAUCGUGAAGAAGAAAUGUCCGGUCUUAUGCGGACGUCUUCCCGAUUCGAAAGCGAGAAUCAUUUCUUUGGUAAGAUUUGCAAUCCCAAGUGUACUUUGGUUGAAUUUCUCAGCCACUUCGACACGGCUGUUGAAGCACAAAGACAAGAGCAUUGUAAAAACGACCACGAUACUCGUUAUACUUCGCCCGAUAUAUGGAAUCCUGAUUUUGUUCUUGAGAAACAAGCAUCUGAGACAUAUACCAGAACGAUUUUUUUAUGUUCAAUUGGAAAUUCAACACGGUAUUCACCGGAUCUAGAUCAGCCAACAACUGAAUUUUAUGAGGUUAUGAUACGUGAGGAGGAUGUUACUGUUAAAUGCAGCUGCAACAGGGUUGUUGAUGUAAGGGAGUUUCCUAGACACUAUAUUUUGAGGCGUUGGACUCGCGAAGCAGUUCCAAAUAGUUCACCCGGGUCCAUCCUUACUGAUGGGGGCGAUCCAGAUCGGAGCGUCGAGGUCAACCGUUGCAUUCGUGAGAUUAGUAAUGUAACCGAGUAUGUUAUAAAUAAGUUGGUUUCCAAGUUUGACGAGAUGUGUAAUUUUCGUGACCACAUCAAGCAGUUUAUGUCAGUUGCUGAUGACGCUCAGUUUGACACCCCUCCCAAAACAAGACGUAAUAGGUUUGCUGAACUACUUGGUGUUGCUCCUACGAACACGACGACUAUUCGUGUUCCUAUUGGUACUAGGUUUAAGGGGUGUGGAUCUCAUAAACGCAUGAAAUCUAAAAAGGAGCAAGCUAUAAGUCAAGCUGGGAAGAAACGUCGGCGAUGUUCAAAGUGUAAGAACUUUGGUCACAAUAAUCAUACAUGCGGAAAAUACAAUGUGAAAGCGAAGGAUGCAAGCACUUCUAAGAGGGCCGAUGGUGGUGCUGAAGACGGAGAAGAUGCUGGUGGCGUGGAGGACGUAGAAGAUACUGAUGAAGAUGCUGGACCUAGCUCAGAGGAUGGGGAUGAUGUGUUUUACACAUCCGAAACAGCUGAAGAUGCCGAUGUCGAACAGAUGCUGGAGUAG